UCAUCUUCUCAAACCUCUCUCUCUCCCACUAAACUUUUCUUAUUCAUACUCAAAACCCACCUAACCAAGCCACAAAAAAUGGGCUCAAGUGGUGAAACCCAGAUGACUCCAACCCAAGUCUCUGAUGAAGAAGCCAACCUCUUUGCCAUGCAACUAGCCAGUGCUUCAGUGCUCCCCAUGGUCCUUAAAUCUGCCAUAGAACUUGAUCUCUUGGAGAUCAUAGCCAAGGCUGGACCGGGGGCUUACCUUUCUCCUUCAGAGAUUGCUUCCCAGCUCCCUACAAAAAACCCAGAUGCACCAGUGAUUGUGGACCGCAUAUUGAGGCUCCUGGCUAGCUACUCUGUUCUCACAUACUCUCUGCGCACACUCCCUGAUGGGAAAAUUGAGAGGCUGUAUGGUACAGCUCCGGUGUGUAAGUUCUUGACCAAGAAUGAAGAAGGUGUGUCUCUUGCUGCUCUCUCUCUCAUGAAUCAAGAUAAGGUCCUCAUGGAGAGCUGGUACUACUUGAAAGAUGCAGUUCUUGAAGGUGGGAUUCCAUUUAACAAGGCCCAUGGAAUGACCUCAUUUGAGUAUCAUGGUAAAGAUCUUAGAUUCAACAAGGUAUUCAACAAGGGAAUGUCUGAUCACUCUACCAUUACCAUGAAGAAAAUAUUGGAGACCUACAAAGGCUUUGAGGGUCUCACAUCAGUGGUUGAUGUUGGUGGUGGUACUGGAGCUGUCCUUAGCAUGAUCGUCGCAAAAUACCCCUCUAUUAAGGGCAUCAAUUUUGAUUUGCCCCACGUGAUCGAGGAUGCACCAUCUUAUCCCGGUGUGGAGCAUGUUGGGGGAGACAUGUUUGUUAGUGUUCCUAAAGGAGAUGCCAUUUUCAUGAAGUGGAUAUGUCACGAUUGGAGUGAUGAGCACUGCUCGAAUUUUUUGAAGAACUGCUAUGCUGCUCUUCCAGACAAUGGAAAGGUGAUUCUUGCUGAAUGCAUUCUUCCUGUAGCCCCGGACAGUAGCCUUGCUGCUAAGGGAGUCAUCCACAUUGACGUUAUCAUGUUGGCUCAUAAUCCUGGUGGGAAAGAGAGGACCGAAAAGGAGUUUGAGGCCUUGGCUAAAGGGGCCGGAUUUCAAGGGUUCAGAGUAGUGUGUUCUGCUUUCAAUACCUAUAUCAUUGAAUUCAUUAAAAAGCUUUGAGCCCUCAGCUAUGGUACGUACCUAUUGCAUUUGGAUUUUGCGGGUUUGUGACCGUGUUCGUUUCAAAAGUGGAUUUCUGAUACAUGUAGUUUAUAUUCACUGAGAGAGGAAACAAGGGAGUGAUUGUAUACUUCUUAUAUGAAAUAAAACUUUGUAAUAUGGAUUGAAGAAGAUGAAUUUAAAAUUGGAUCAUGAAAGGGCCAAAAUCGAAAAUGGUUAAUUGUGA
Molecule: messenger RNA, 1402 nt
Organism: Quercus lobata
Lineage: Eukaryota; Viridiplantae; Streptophyta; Magnoliopsida; Fagales; Fagaceae
Gene: OMT1
Product: O-methyltransferase 1
Exons: 4
Coding region: 79-1176 (365 amino acids)
Molecular function (GO): O-methyltransferase activity; protein dimerization activity
Source: RefSeq, a predicted model, not a curated record